Messenger RNA from Podospora anserina S mat+, 4233 nucleotides. RefSeq lists its product as uncharacterized. Gene Ontology annotation, biological process: transmembrane transport. The transcript has 3 exons. The record is from RefSeq and is a predicted model, not a curated record. Gene Ontology annotation, cellular component: membrane. Gene Ontology annotation, molecular function: ATP hydrolysis activity; ABC-type transporter activity; ATP binding. Bases 1 to 4233 code for a protein of 1410 amino acids. NCBI's taxonomy places the organism in Eukaryota, Fungi, Ascomycota, Sordariomycetes, Sordariales, Podosporaceae.
AUGGAGACGGCACCAGCUUCCAACCCCGACCCCACGGGAGUCAUCCACGAAUGGAAACUCAAGCACAAGGUCGAGGCCAUCCGUGAACGCGACAGCCGCUCUGGCCUUCCCCUGAGAGAGCUUGGUGUCACUUGGAAAGAUCUCACCGUCAGCGCCAUUUCCUCCGACGCCGCCAUCCACGAGAACGUUAUCUCCCAGUUCAACAUCCCCAAGAAGAUCCAGGAAUCACGCCACAAGCCGCCCCUCAAGACCAUCCUAGACAAGACUCAUGGCUGCGUCAAGCCAGGAGAGAUGCUCCUGGUUUUGGGCCGUCCGGGCUCAGGGUGUACGACCUUGCUCAAAAUGAUUGCCAACCACAGGAAGGGCUAUCAGAACGUGGAGGGAGAUGUCAAGUAUGGCAGUAUGGACGCAUCGGAAGCGGAAAAGUACCGUGGCCAGAUCGUUAUGAACACCGAGGAGGAGCUCUUCUUCCCCUCCCUCACCGUGGGGCAGACCAUGGACUUUGCUACUCGUCUCAAGAUCCCCUUCCAGCUGCCCGAUGGCGUGCAGUCCAAGGAGGAGUACCGCCAGGAAAUGAUGGAGUUUCUCCUGGAGAGCAUGAGCAUCACCCACACCAGAGGCACCAAGGUAGGCAAUGAGUUCGUCAGAGGUGUUUCCGGAGGCGAGCGAAAGAGAGUGUCCAUCAUUGAAACGUUGGCUACAAGGGGCAGUGUCUUUUGCUGGGACAACAGCACAAGGGGUCUCGACGCGAGCACAGCUCUGGACUACACCAAGGCCAUCCGUGCCCUGACUGACGUUCUCGGGUUGGCCUCGAUUGUCACAUUGUACCAAGCAGGCAACGGCAUCUACGACCUCUUCGACAAAGUCCUCGUCCUCGACGCCGGGAAAGAGAUCUACUACGGCCCCAUGAAGGAUGCUCGCCCGUUCAUGGAGCAGCUUGGUUUCGUGUGCCGCGACGGAGCCAAUGUUGCUGACUACCUCACCGGUGUCACGGUCCCUACUGAACGCUUGAUUGCCCCCGGCUACGAAAAGACCUUCCCCCGCAACCCCGACCAGCUGAGAAGCGAGUACGAAAAGUCCAACAUCUACCAGAAGAUGAUCGCCGAGUAUAGCUACCCAGAGACAGAGGAGGCCAAGGAGAAGACCAAGCUGUUUCAGGGCGGCGUCGCAGCUGAAAGGGACAGCCACCUCCCCAACAACAGCCCCUUGACCGUUUCCUUCCCUCAGCAAGUCCUUGCCUGCAUCAUCCGGCAAUACCAGAUCCUCUGGGGCGACAAGGCCACCAUUGCCAUCAAGCAGGGCUCGACACUGGCACAAGCCCUGAUCUCCGGUUCUCUCUUCUACAACGCCCCCAACAACUCGUCCGGUAUCUUCCUCAAGGGAGGUGCCUUGUUCUUCGCCCUUCUCCACAACUGUUUGCUCUCCAUGUCUGAGGUUACCGAUUCCUUCCAUGGCCGCCCCGUGCUCGCGAAGCACAAGGCCUUUGCCUACUUCCACCCUGCCGCCUUCUGUAUCGCUCAAGUCACUGCCGACAUUCCCGUUCUGCUGUUCCAGGUUUUCAUUUUUGCCAUCGUUCAGUACUUCAUGGUCGGGCUCACCAUGACAGCCGGCGGUUGGUUCACAUACUGGAUUGUUGUCUUUGCUACCACCAUGUGCAUGACCGCCUGCUUCCGCAUGAUUGGUGCUGCGUUUUCCAACUUUGAUGCCGCCUCCAAGAUCUCGGGCUUGGCCGUCAAGCUGCUCAUCAUGUACACGGGCUACAUGAUUAUCCGGCCCAAGAUGCACCCCUGGUUCGGCUGGAUCUUCUGGAUCAACCCCCUGGCUUACGCCUUUGACGCUCUCCUCUCCAACGAGUUCAAAGGCCAGAUCAUUCCUUGCGUCGGACCAAACCUCGUCCCCACUGGACCUGGAUACAUGGGCCUCGAGGUUGGCCAGCAGGCAUGUGCUGGCGUGGGCGGCGCCCUGCCAGGUCGCAGCUACGUUCUCGGCGAUGACUACUUGAGCUCCUUGGAGUACGGAAGCGGCCACAUCUGGAGGAACUUUGGAAUUGUCUGGGCUUUCUGGGCCUUGUUCGUCACCAUCACGAUUCUGGCCACCACCAACUGGAAGUCUGCGUCUGAGGGUGGGCCCUCCUUGUUGAUUCCCAGGGAAAAGUCAAAGGUUGGGCUUCACGGCGCUCGCAGGAACAAGGCUGGCGACGAAGAAGCGGCCGUUGACGAAAAGGGCGGCUUCUCCUCGGGCAGCGGCAGCGAGACGGACGAGACACUUGCCGUCAAGGGUGCAGAUGCGCAGAUGCAAAAGCAGGAGGUAGAUCUUGUUCGCAACACUUCGGUCUUCACAUGGAAGGAUCUCUGUUACACUGUUUCUACCCCUGACGGCGAUCGCCAGCUCUUGGACAACGUGCAAGGAUGGGUCAAGCCUGGCAUGCUGGGUGCCUUGAUGGGCUCUUCUGGUGCUGGCAAGACCACUCUCUUGGAUGUCCUUGCGCAGAGAAAGACCGAAGGUGUUAUCAAGGGAAGCAUCAUGGUCGAUGGUCGUGAGCUGCCUGUCUCUUUCCAGAGAAAUGCGGGCUACUGUGAACAGCUUGACGUGCAUGAGCCGUAUGCUACCGUCCGGGAGGCGCUCGAGUUCAGCGCCCUUCUGCGGCAGCCUCGCGAGGUCCCCCGUGAGGAAAAGUUGCGCUACGUCGACACCAUCAUUGACCUCCUCGAGCUGCACGACCUGGCUGACACCCUGAUUGGCCGCGUCGGCAUGGGUCUGUCUGUGGAACAGCGCAAGCGUGUCACUAUCGGAGUCGAACUUGUCGCCAAGCCCUCGAUCUUGAUCUUCUUGGAUGAGCCCACCUCGGGCCUCGACGGCCAGUCUGCCUACAACACGGUCCGCUUCCUCCGCAAGCUCGCCGACGUUGGUCAAGCCGUCUUGGUCACGAUUCACCAGCCCUCGGCCCAGCUCUUUGCCCAGUUCGACACAUUGCUUCUGUUGCAACGCGGCGGAAAGACGGUCUACUUUGGUGACAUUGGCGACAACGCUGCUACUGUCAAGAACUAUUUCGCCCGCUACGGUGCCCCCUGCCCCAAGGACGCCAACCCUGCCGAGCACAUGAUCGAUGUGGUGUCUGGCCAUCUCUCCCAGGGCCGUGACUGGAAUGAGGUUUGGCUCUCGUCUCCCGAACACAGCGCAGUCGUCAAGGAGCUUGAUGAGAUCAUAUCCGAGGCCGCUUCCAAGCCUGCUGGCUAUGUGGACGACGGCCGCGAGUUUGCCACGCCCCUUUUGGAGCAAACCAAGGUUGUCACGAAGCGCAUGAACAUUUCCCUGUACCGCAACCGAGACUACGUCAACAACAAGAUCAUGCUGCACGUCUCGGCCGCGCUUAUCAACGGCUUCAGUUUCUGGAUGAUUGGCGACGACAUUUCGGAUUUGCAGAUGAUUCUCUUCACCAUCUUCCAGUUCAUCUUCGUCGCCCCCGGUGUCAUUGCCCAGCUGCAGCCGCUCUUCAUCGACCGCCGCAACAUCUUUGAGGCCCGCGAGAAGAAGAGCAAGAUGUACUCUUGGAUCGCCUUCGUCACGGGUCUGAUCACGUCUGAGAUUCCUUACCUCAUGAUUUGCGGCGUCUUGUAUUACUGCUGCUGGUACUACACAGUCGGCUUCCCUACCUCGUCCAAGCGUGCCGGCGCGACGCUGUUUGUCAUGCUCAUGUACGAAUUUGUCUACACGGGGAUGGGCCAGUUCAUCGCAGCCUACGCCCCCAAUGCCGUCUUUGCCUCGCUCGCCAACCCCUUCGUCAUCGGAAUCUUAGUCGCCUUCUGCGGUGUCUUGGUCCCCUAUGCACAGAUCCAGGUCUUUUGGAGGUAUUGGAUCUACUACCUCAACCCCUUCAACUACCUCAUGGGGUCCAUGCUGGUCUUUGCUGCCUGGGACUGGCCCAUCAACUGCAACCCUCACGAGCUGGCCAGGUUCGAUCCUCCCAACGGCACCACUUGUGGCGACUACCUGAGCACCUAUCUUGAGAAGGGGUACGGCAUGGCUGCGAACUUGUUAAACCCCGAUGCUCUUUCCGAGUGCCAGGUCUGCCAGUUCAAGUCUGGAAGCGACUACCUUCGCACCAUCAACCUGAUGGAGUACAGCUACGGCUGGAGAGAUGCCGGCAUUGUCGUCAUCUUUGUCAUCAGCUCGUAUGCUAUGGUCUAUGGCUUGAUGAAGCUGAGAACAAAGACCAGCAAGAAGGCUGAGUGA